This is a messenger RNA of Babjeviella inositovora NRRL Y-12698, 1210 nucleotides long. RefSeq names its product SDR family oxidoreductase. Lineage: Eukaryota; Fungi; Ascomycota; Pichiomycetes; Serinales. The transcript has a single exon. Gene Ontology annotation, cellular component: intracellular anatomical structure. The coding region runs from base 163 to 1020 and encodes 285 amino acids. Gene Ontology annotation, molecular function: oxidoreductase activity, acting on NAD(P)H, oxygen as acceptor. The record is from RefSeq and is a predicted model, not a curated record.
UUACAUUUGAGCAGUAUUUCUCGGAGCCGUGAAAUUUCGCCAAAGUUUUUCACAGGUCCUUGGAAUUCUUUAUAAAUGCACACAUUCACCUCCUUUUGAUUUACCUGUAUGCUCUUUUCCUUAUAGGCCCUUCUUCCACUCCAUUCUUCACCAAUUUACUCCAUGACCUCUGAAAUCAGAUCGCACAUCAACGACACCAUUGGUUCGUUGCCUCGGCCAGACCCAACUUUGCCAAACCAUGUCUUGGACAUGUUCUCGCUUAAGGGCAAGGUUGCCUCUAUUACCGGCUCUGCCACCGGUAUCGGCUACGAAGUUGCUACCGCCUACGCCCAGGCGGGUGCGGAUAUCGCCCUUUGGUACUACUCCAAGUUCACCCCUGAGUCUGACGCUGAGGCCCAGGCUGAGCGUAUUAGAAAGGCUACCGGAGUUACGGUUAGAAUCUACUCGUGCGAAAUCACCAGCUCCGCUGAGGUGGAGGCUACGAUUAACCAGCAAGAAGCCGACUUUGGUACUAUUGACAUCUUCGUCGCUAACGCAGGGAUCCCGUGGGUUGCUGGCCCAAUGAUUGAUGCCAAGGGCGACAACGAUUGGCACAAGGUGAUCUCGGUGGAUUUGGACGGGGUGUACUACUGUGCUAAGAAUGUUGGUAAGAUCUUCCGCAAGAAUGGUAAGGGUUCCUUCAUCAUCACCGGUUCUAUGUCUGGGCACAUCGUCAAUGUUCCCCAGUUGCAGGCCGCUUACAACGCCGCCAAAGCUGCCUGUAUCCACUUGGGGAAAUCCUUGGCUGUGGAAUGGGCCGGUUUUGCCCGGGUCAACUCUGUCUCUCCUGGUUACAUAAAGACUGAAAUUUCUGAUUUCUUGUCUGUUGACAUCAAGUCCAAAUGGUGGCAAUUGACCCCAGUGGGAAGAGAGGGGUUGCCUAAGGAGUUGGUUGGGGCAUAUUUGUAUUUGGCCAGUGACGCCUCUACCUACACCACUGGUUCGGACAUCAGAGUGGACGGUGGCUACUGUUUGCCAUAAAAGUUUAGUUUUUUAGCGCUUGUUUUCUCAUUGGCAGGUUGUGCUAGUAAUAUCUAAUUGUGAUAGAUCUGAUUCAUGUAGUUACACAUCAUGGAGAUACGCGCCAUGGAGAUAGCUAUUUGACUAGACAUAAGAGCACAUAUCUCAAGCCUCUAUGAUGCGUAGUGAUGAAAAGUGCCAUAAACCUCUA